Molecule: messenger RNA, 1518 nt
Organism: Aureobasidium musti
Lineage: Eukaryota; Fungi; Ascomycota; Dothideomycetes; Dothideales; Saccotheciaceae
Source: the annotation of a GenBank genome assembly
AUGGCACCUACUCUAUUCUAUGUUCAGACCCUGCCUCUGCUGUCUGGACUAGUGCUUGCGGCAGAUUAUCCUGGUCUUCCAACAGAUUUGACGACGCCUGUGCAACAACGUAUCGCCUUCAAGGGUCCAAAUGGUACGUCUAAGGAAUCGNCCAUCUCUGUCGCUUGGAACACCUACGAAAAGCUGAACGAAGGUUGUGUUCAGUAUGGCAAGUCUGCUGACAGCUUGACCUCUCAAACAUGCUCAACUCAAUCUGUGACUUACGACACUUCUCGCACUUGGGUAAACUCAGUCACACUCUCUGAGCUUGAUGCUGCCACCACAUACUACUACAAGAUCAACUCGACAAACUCAACUGUCAAUCAGUUCAUGACUGCUCGUGCUCCUGGAGACAAGACUAGCUUCAACCUAGAUGUUGUCAUUGAUGUGAGUUCUUCCUAUCAAAAUGCUCUUCGUCAAUAUGGCUACACUACUUCCCGCAAACGAGACAUUCCUUACGUGCAGCCUGCCUUGAAUCACACGACUAUCGCUGCCCUCGCCCGCACAAUCGACGACUACGAGUUUGUGCUGCACCCCGGAGACUUUGCAUACGCAGACGACUGGUACCUCAAACCCAAGAACCUGCUCGACGGCAAAGCCGCCUACGCCGCCAUCCUCGAAAACUUCUUUGAGCAGCUAGCUCCCAUUGCAGGAACCAAGCCCUACAUGAUAUCCCCUGGAAACCAUGAAGCCGAUUGUACUGAAAUCCCUUACACCAGUGGUUUGUGUCCUCAAGGCCAAAAGAACUUUACAGACUUCAAGACUAGGUUUGCUGGUCAGAUGCCUACGGCCUUUGGCUCUUCUUCAAAGGAUGCUACUGCUCAGGCAUCAGCACAGAAAGCUCAAGCACUUGCCAAUCCACCUUUUUGGUACUCUUUUGAGUACGGAAUGGCUCACAUUGUAAUGAUCGACACAGAAACCGACUUCCCAUCUGCACCCGAUGGACCAGACGGCAGUGCACACCUCGACGCCGGGCCCUUCGGUUCCCCCAACCAACAACUCGACUUCCUAGAUGCAGACCUGGCUUCCGUCGACCGCACCAUCACUCCCUGGGUUAUCGUAGCAGGCCACCGCCCUUGGUACUCCACCGGCUCCGGCAACAUCUGCACUCCCUGCCAAUCAGCCUUCGAACCCCUUUUCUACAAAUACGGCGUCGAUUUGGGGGUUUUUGGACAUGUGCACAAUAGCCAACGAUUUAAUCCUGUCUUCAACAAUACCGCUGAUACUGCGGGACUGAACAAUCCUACAGCACCUGCAUAUAUCAUUGCAGGAGGAGCAGGCAAUAUUGAAGGCUUGAGUGCUGUAGGUGCUAAUUACUCGACUAAUGUUUUUGCCUAUGGAGAUGAGUUUAGCUAUGCCACGCUCAAGUUCAAGGAUGCGAAGAAUUUGCAGAUUGAGUUUUUGAGAAGUGAUACUGGCGAGGUGUUGGAUUCGAGUGUUUUAUACAAGGAGCAUGAUGUUGCUUUUGUCAGAAACUGA